Messenger RNA from Hypanus sabinus (Atlantic stingray), 1639 nucleotides. RefSeq names its product nuclear receptor ROR-alpha A-like. Gene Ontology annotation, cellular component: nucleus. Gene Ontology annotation, biological process: regulation of transcription by RNA polymerase II. Bases 49 to 1494 code for a protein of 481 amino acids. The transcript has 11 exons. NCBI's taxonomy places the organism in Eukaryota, Metazoa, Chordata, Chondrichthyes, Myliobatiformes, Dasyatidae. Gene Ontology annotation, molecular function: zinc ion binding; RNA polymerase II cis-regulatory region sequence-specific DNA binding; nuclear receptor activity. The record is from RefSeq and is a predicted model, not a curated record.
CUGCUUCUUGAAGGGAAAUAUCAGCCGCCCAUUGUCAGUGAGGAAUUUAUGGAGACAUCGCUUCCUGUACACAAUGCAGUUGAUGAUAUUACCACCAUGGAGCACCACAGUCUCUGUACAGGUGAUGCCGUCAACAAAAAGACCUAUCGAUCACAAAUUGAAAUCAUCCCGUGUAAAAUCUGUGGAGAUAAAUCGUCAGGAAUCCAUUAUGGAGUCAUCACUUGUGAAGGCUGCAAGGGGUUCUUUAGAAGAAGUCAGCAGAACAGCGUCUCGUACACCUGCUCCCGUCAGAAGAACUGUCCAAUCGAUCGCUCCAACCGCAACCGAUGCCAGCACUGCCGGCUGCACAAGUGCCUGGAGCUUGGCAUGUCCCGAGACGCUGUGAAGUUUGGCCGCAUGUCCAAGAAACAGCGAGACAACCUGCACGCUGAGGUUCAAAGGCAUCGCAUGGAACAGGAGAGGCAGCCAGGCAAGCCCGAGGCUCCAGAUUUGACCUACUGCCCCGGUCCUCAUGCACUAAGCCAGAGUAAGCUCACCCAGGACCCCUUCCCCAGUGGACAGGGCCCCGGCACUGGAGUGCCUGAGGUCAGAGCUCAUCCCUACUGCGCAGUAGAGGUACCACAGCCGCCACCACUGCCUCAGCCUGGCCUGCAGCUGGUGGAGGUGAAGCCAGCAGGAGGGACGGAUUUCCUGACCCGGUCUGGCUUCCCGCGACUCCAGGGUGGUGCACUGAGCUCAGAACUGGACCGUGUGAUCCAGAACGUGGUUAAGUCUCACCGGGAGACCUGCCAGUUUCUGCCCGAACAGCUGAACGCCCUUCGUUGGAAGGUUUUCUCACAGACGGAGAUCGAGAGCUACCAGAAGAAGUCCAUCGCGGAGAUGUGGCAGAAAUCAGCCCAUGCCAUCACUGGCGCAAUCCAGUAUGUGGUGGAGUUUGCCAAACGCAUCGACGGCUUCCUGGACCUUUGCCAGAAUGACCAGAUCGUGCUGCUGAAAGCAGGCUCACUGGAAGUGGUGCUGCUAAGGAUGUGUCGCGCAUUCAAUCCCGCCAACAACACCGUUUUCUUCGAGGGCAAGUUUGCUGGACCUGAGCUCUUCCACUCCCUGGGUUGCAAGGAUUUGAUCAACAUGAUAUUUGAGUUUUCCAAUGCGAUGUGCUCACUGCGUCUCUCCGAGCAGGAACUUGCCCUCUUCACUGCCACGGUGCUCAUAUCCACAGAUCGAAUGUGGCUUCAGGAGAAGUUCAAGGUGGAGAGACUCCAGAACAGCCUGCAGCUAGCUUUCAAGCACGUCCUGCAGAGAGAGCGCCGGGAACCCAUCCUCGCCAAGCUCCCCGCUAAAGUGCAGUGGCUGCAGAACUUGUGUGAGCGACACGGCGAGAGCCUGAGGAACUUCCGUCUGGCCCACCCCUUCAUCGCCAACUCCCUCUUCCCCCCACUCUACAAGGAGCUCUUCACCCCAGAGUCCGAACACUCAGUGCCCUUCAAUUUGUGAGUCCAGGCCUCGUCCCAAUUCCACAUCCUUGGGAGCUGGCAACGAGGGAGCGGGAGAGAAGAGGGCUGGUCAUACGGGGCAGAGGGUGGGGAGCCUAGUAGAGGAGACUGAGAAGGGUUGGGUUGACAGGAAAGGGUUGGAAUAG